GCAGGAGAAACAGAAAAGGAGCUGCCAUUUUUAGGAGCUAUGGGCAUAAGCUUGGAUGAACUAAGCUUGGAUGAGCUUGGAUAUUCACAGACACCUUUAGGAAAAGAAGCUAUUUGUGAUAUUCCUUCACCUGGCACAAUGAAUGGAUUAUAAUCAGUGAUGUUUAGCGUGCUAAACGGAGUAUUGUGAUCACCUCAGGACAUAUUUACUCUUUGUGCUGCGGCCCCUGGGGGCCUUUGAUCAUGACUUCAGUGUGGUCUUUGUUGUGGGUUGUGUGUGGAUUGACGGUGUGGUUUCCCUACACUCACGCAACCUCAGUGACACCCAAUCUGUUCAUGACCACCUCUGAUCCAACCACUGAUGAGCAAUCAGUCAAUCCAGAACAUCAGACUGAACCUACAGAUCCACCCAGCAACAACACAGCCUCAGUGAGACCCAAUCUGCUCAUGACCACCUCUGAUCCAACCACUGAUGAGCAAUCAGUCAAUCCAGAACAUCAGACUGAACCUACAGAUCCACCCAGCAACAACACAGCCUCAGUGAGACCCAAUCUGCUCAUGACCACCUCUGAUCCAACCACUGAUGAGCAAUCAGUCAAUCCAGAACAUCAGACUGAACCUACAGAUCCACCCAGCAACAACACAGCCUCAGUGAGACCCAAUCUGCUCAUGACCACCUCUGAUCCAACCACUGAUGAGCAAUCAGUCAAUCCAGAACAUCAGACUGAACCUACAGAUCCACCCAGCAACAACACAGGGCUUGUGUGUAUUUCUGUGCUUCCCCCACGACGGGGAUCCUACUACGUGGAGCACGGCACAGGGGUGUCUGUGGGCUCUAUGCUUGUGUUCUGGUGUAAGGAGGGCUACCAGCUGGUUGGCCCUGAGAAAAUCACAUGCAUCCUGCAUGCAGGCGUCCCAGGAUGGAGCAGCUACCUGCCAGUCUGUGAGAGUAUCCCUCGGCCAAAUGACCAGGGACUUCGCAUUGCUUUAUUGGUGUCUGUAGUGAGCGGGGUCGUCAUCUUCGUCAUGACUGUGUGCUUCAUCGUCUGCUGUUGUCAAGAGCGCAUGAGCAAAAAGAAGGAAAAUCAUCGGAUGGGCAGAAGCAGGAGAAGAGAAACACGGAGCUCUAGGACUCGGAGGAGCCCGUCCUGGUUGGAGAGAGAGCAGCUGGACUGGGAGGCAUUCCCACCGCCUAAACUUUUCAGCCUGUCCCAACGUCUUGAUCGACCGCUGCCUCCUGGAAGUCCUGUUUAUUCCGAGGUCAUCAGAGCCUAUGAGAACAGAGGGUAUGAGAGGAGUCAAGAGAGCCUGCUGAGAAGCCCCCAUACCACAUACCCUACAUACCACGCCAACAGCCAAAGUUACCCAGCCCUUGUGUUCCAGAGGGUUCAAACUGAGCCAAACCCCUCCACUUCUUCUACCACCCCAGUUUACGUACAGAUUUCUACACCUCCCAAAAACAAGACCCCACACGCUCCUUCCGUCACCCACCCAUAGACAUGCAACCAUUAGUCGACUUUCUCAUCAGCAGCACUGAAUGUGGCCAAGACAAUACAAACAACACUGCACAGAUUUAACUGGUCAGCGUAACCAGAAGCACUUUGAUAUUUUUAAUGUUGAUGAUAUCUUUUAAUAUCUGCUAUAUUGUAAAUAUAUCUUGACCUGGUUAUUCUUGUCAAAUCUGACAACUGAUAGCACUAUACCUAAUUUAACCAAACUGUAAAUAGACGUUUUGAUGAUAUUGUUAGAAAGUAAGAGCAAAAUCUUUUUGUUUUGCACAUAGUAAUUUGCUUGUGGUGGCCAACUACCACCCAUUUUCAUAAUGUCAUAUUCAUAAUGUGUUGUAAAGAAGCGGUAUGCACUCUUGAUUAGAGUUUAUACAUUUGUUAACUUAAAAUCUAUCUGUAAAAUUUGCACUUUAAACGCACUGAUUCAUUUGUAAUAAACUGUUGGGGUCGAUCUGUU
Rhinichthys klamathensis goyatoka is the source of this 1964-nucleotide messenger RNA. RefSeq lists its product as uncharacterized. Gene Ontology annotation, cellular component: plasma membrane. Lineage: Eukaryota; Metazoa; Chordata; Actinopteri; Cypriniformes; Leuciscidae. The transcript is spliced from 8 exons. The record is from RefSeq and is a predicted model, not a curated record. Bases 243 to 1496 code for a protein of 417 amino acids.